This is a messenger RNA of Olea europaea var. sylvestris, 537 nucleotides long. Its product is annotated as B3 domain-containing transcription factor VRN1-like. The coding region runs from base 1 to 537 and encodes 178 amino acids. The transcript is spliced from 2 exons. Lineage: Eukaryota; Viridiplantae; Streptophyta; Magnoliopsida; Lamiales; Oleaceae. Gene Ontology annotation, molecular function: DNA binding. The record is from RefSeq and is a predicted model, not a curated record.
AUGGAUAUCUCACGUAGUUUCUUCAGAAUCAUCACCCCUUCCCUGAAUCACAAUAUUCAGUUGAUACUUCCUACAUCUUUUGUCAAUGACUGGAAGCAACAACUUUGUGAUGCAAUACAAGUAACUGCAUAUGAUGGCAUAAUAAUUGUCACCAUCAAAUUAGAAAUAGUCGAUGGAAAAAUAUAUCUAGCCGAUGGAUGGGAACAAUUUUUCGACCAUCAUAAUUUACAAGAUGGUUAUGUUCUAGUAUUCGAAUAUAACGGUAAUUUCAAAUUAAAUAUGACUAUAUUUGACCAUUUUGGGUUAGAGGUUACAUACGACUCUGAUGAAAAAGGCCAAGAAGGAAACACUUCAGAUAAUCCCAUAUUUGAAAUAACAUUAACACCUCGUCUUAACAGAUCAGAUCCACGAUUCUCUGCAAUUGUCGAAAUUUGUGCUCAACAUUCAGAUCCACGAUUCUCUGCAUCAAAAUUGGGACAUUACCACAAAUUUAAGACUAAGUGGCGUAAUAAGAUGUCUCACUAUAGGUUGGGCUGA